Messenger RNA from Verruconis gallopava, 3382 nucleotides. RefSeq lists its product as uncharacterized. NCBI's taxonomy places the organism in Eukaryota, Fungi, Ascomycota, Dothideomycetes, Venturiales, Sympoventuriaceae. Gene Ontology annotation, molecular function: G protein-coupled receptor binding; GTPase activity; G-protein beta/gamma-subunit complex binding. Bases 1769 to 2851 code for a protein of 360 amino acids. Gene Ontology annotation, cellular component: heterotrimeric G-protein complex. The transcript has 4 exons. The record is from RefSeq and is a predicted model, not a curated record. Gene Ontology annotation, biological process: G protein-coupled receptor signaling pathway.
CCUCUGCAGAGCGGCCGUGUCUCCUUCUCCCUGCCGGGUGCUCUUGUGAGAGUUCAUAUACCAUGCGCGGUUGUUCUCGCUGUCAGCCUGUCAGGCGGGAGGCACCGCGCACCGGCUGUCUGGCGCAAGGUCCCCUGCCCUAGUAAUCUUCACAUCAUACAUUACCUCACUCGCCCAUUCCUCCUCCACUGUGGUUGCCAAACCCUGUUCCACCUUUGCCAUUGUUGGGCCUCUCUGUUGCUUGUCUGGCUGGUGGUCCUGCUUCUGUCGGCUCUGUUGGGCAUUUCCUCUAUCACCAUCCUAUCGCUUCUUAACAUCCCACCCACUCUCCCCGCCGUCAGACCCUUAGCCAUAAAACAGCCGCUUUAUUAGACCUCUUUGCUUUGCCUCAGAGCGUGUGACUAUUUUACCGGUCUUUCUGCACAAAUAAGCUCGCGCCUAGCUCCCGUUACCCUCUUACAGUAUCACUUCUCAUAUUGAUAAAUUUGCGGAGCGUUUUCCAUUCCCCCCCUCCAAAAAAAAAACCAACCAACCAACCAAAAAAUACCAGCCUUGCUGCCACAACAGGAGCGAAGACAGCUUGGCGUCAGAAGCGUAAUCGGCGCGCGCGCACAGGGUAUUUAGCACAUUAUCGGAAGAUAAACCAAAAGGACGAUAACAGCGGGGAGAAAGAACACAGAAAAAACAAAUCAAGGGCUCAGCCUGUCUGCAUUUGAGAGGGGAAAGCGUUUGUGGUCGAGAGUAAGACCCUGGCCCCCCUCUGCAUUGUCAGGUCUUUGCUAUAACUCUACUGCUGCUUCCGCUAUCUUUCUGACGUUCAUUCCUCCCGCCCGUCCUCUGACUAUUCACUCUCCGUCCCAGUUCUACUUUAGGCGAUCGCGUGGCCCCAUGUGGCGUCUGCUUCAGGUCCCAAGGCAAUAAGAACGUGGAGACAAGAAGCAGACGGACAAGAGUCAGGUCGGGUUGCUGCGACAGUUACGCGAGUAACGACGCUCCAGGCAUCCUUGUUUCACCACGGACCAUCCUCUAAAUUAAUUUGAACGUCCGAUCUGCUAGUUCGGACCGCUGGCUUUCCUCCCGCAGCUUUUCUGCGAUUGUUAGGUCAGAUCCCGUUUUUCUUGCUUCAGCGCUCCCGCUCAUCAUUCUUCAGCUGCAACACCCGCGCGCCCUCCGCACCCCCUCGGCCACCUGAAGCAGAAAAGGCUGCGGCCUCGAUCUCGGGCGACGAAACGCACACUUACCGCGGUAUCGAUUGUGUGCUGGUCCCAACUGCGGUCGGGCAAGCUCACCGCGAGCAUCUUGACCUCGUUUCGUUCAGAUCGAACAAUCUGAGCCCACGCCGCUCGCGUUGACACGGCGCCUGAACCUCGCCCUGCUGCACUCUUAAGGGAAAAAAAAAGCCACAUAUACGUACACGAACACACAUACAUACACUCCAUAUACCCUCUUGCACUGUGCCUUCGUCGUAGCUCGGACUGCGCCAUCCGACGCACGUGCGCUCCUCUGCGUCCCCCGCCAUCACUGCUUCGGUUCUGCAAUUGCGCUGCUUGGGGCACGACCAGGUCCCGAACAUCGUGAGACCUCUUCGGCAGCAUAGACUUUUCCAAAGCGUGAUCCGCAUACCUUAAACUACAUACCACCUGCCGCUUCGACCCUUGCGCAUAUCGCCGCGCGCAUAACGCACGCUCCCUUGGACUUGGACGGUGCACAUGUCAUAAGGCCUCGUCCAUUGCCUCUCUAGCGUUCGCAAAGACGUCUGUCUGCGUUCAUGGCACCAGCAAUAAUGUGCUUCGGAAAGAAAUCUGGACCGCCGGAGUCCAAAAGGCGGAAUGAUGAGAUCGAAAAGCAAUUGCGUUUGGACAAGAAGAGGCAAGAGCGCGAAGUGAAGCUUUUGUUGCUUGGUGCUGGCGAGAGCGGCAAGUCCACAGUUCUGAAGCAGAUGCGCCUGAUACACGCAGGCGGUUUCAACAGACAGGAGCGGAAGAAUUGGAGAAGCGUCAUAUUUAACAAUCUCAUCAAUGCCUUUCAGAUAAUUUUGGGCGCCAUGGAGGAGCAGCAGACCAGCUUCGAGGACGAGGGGAACAUUCACUGGGCGAAAUAUAUCGCAGAAGAUCCAGAGAUUAGCCCUGAGGAGCCGCUGCCGCCAAAGUCACUGGAGGCCUUCCUAGCCCUUUGGAACGACAAGGGCGUUCAGAUGGCCAUGCUGAGGGGCAACGAGUACGCUCUGCAUGACAAUUUGGAAUACUUCCUCGAGGACAUUGAGCGCCUUUACGUCCCGAACUAUCUUCCCUCGGAUCAAGACAUCCUGCGCACUAGGUUACGCACUACCGGCAUCAGCGAGACCGUUUUUGACCUCGGCAAUCUGACUUACCGCAUGUUUGACGUCGGAGGUCAGCGUUCUGAGCGCAAAAAGUGGAUUCACGUCUUUGACAAUGUACAAGUCGUGCUCUUCCUCGUGGCAAUCAGCGGUUAUGACCUCGCGUUGGUCGAGGACCGCAAUGGAAACCAGAUGCACGAAGCGCUUAUGUUAUUCGAGUCCAUCGCCAACAGCAAGUACUUUGAGAAGUCGGCGCUCAUCCUCUUCCUCAACAAGAUCGACCUGUUUCGCGAGAAGCUGGCCACGGGUAUGAGCCCGAUCAGCCGUUACUUCCCCGACUAUCAGGGCAAACCCAACGACGUUGUGGCAAGCCAAGAAUUCUUCGCAGAGAAGUUCAAGGGACUUGUCCGGCAGAGCACGAAAGAGGUGUACGUGCACUACACCAACGCUACGGAUACGGACCUGCUCAAGAAGACGAUGAACAGCGUACAGGACAUGAUCGUCCAGCGCAAUCUCAACCAGCUGAUCUUAUGACCAUAAGGCAGAGCAGCCGAAGCGCAAAGAGUAAACCAAAGGAGACAGCAAUACUAACUCCCAUCAUUGCACGGAGACUCUCAUGUGCAACUAGAACAUUCUCAGUCACGGGAAUAUUGGAAUGUGCUCGCGGUCGAGCUCCGCGGUCCCUCAAAAUGCAUGUAAAAGACAACGCCACGCUCGCAGUUCCGCGAUUCUCGAGAGGCGGGAUUUUUCCCACGCCAAUUCUUCUACGCAAUGCAUAUGGCAAUAGUAGGGAUGAUGCGAGAUUGAGGGUAAGACUGGGAGCAAAUGCCAUUGAUCAAUGCGUAAGACUGAAUCCCUCAUCGCGAGGUUGAAACAAAACACGCACGCACAUACACGCAAGUACACAAAAAAACUCUCCACCAUGAUCAAAAGCUCGGUUUGCUUUUUUUUUGUCUCUCCCUUUGCCUUUCUGCUUCUCCGCUUAUUGUGUUGUUUUUGGGACACACUGAUAAACGGAGCGAGAAGAGGCCGUCUCUCUAAUGUUUUUUUUUUCUUUUUUUUUUU